Dreissena polymorpha is the source of this 931-nucleotide messenger RNA. RefSeq lists its product as uncharacterized. NCBI's taxonomy places the organism in Eukaryota, Metazoa, Mollusca, Bivalvia, Myida, Dreissenidae. The transcript is spliced from 3 exons. The coding region runs from base 356 to 868 and encodes 170 amino acids. The record is from RefSeq and is a predicted model, not a curated record. Gene Ontology annotation, biological process: DNA catabolic process. Gene Ontology annotation, molecular function: 3'-5'-DNA exonuclease activity; nucleic acid binding. Gene Ontology annotation, cellular component: cytoplasm.
ACGGUUUCAAAAUAUUAGGUUGGAAUAAACGAGUGUAAAUUCUAGUUUUACUGUUUUGAUUAUGCGCCUUUAAAUUUUCGGCAUUUACAUAUUUUCGAGAUUUACUGCAUUGAAACCAAGCGUUCGAUUGCUUGACGUCACUUCGUGAUCGACAUCGAUGAAACGCUUGCUUACGCUGUAGAUGUUAUUUUCUGUGCAAAUACAAGCGUCUAUUGAUAACGAAACGAUAAUUUGUCAACAAUGAGAAUCAGAUACUUGGCUUAAUAAUUUUCAUUUAAAAUGUCUAAUUUGGAUAUAAUUCGGAAUACAAAACGAAACUUAAAAGGUAUUGAAAACAACAACGUUCAAAAGAACAAUGUGGAUUUCAAUAGAAAGACUAUUUCCACCGACAAUCAGGAUUUCCGGCAUUCAAAGGACAGUGCAAGAAGUACGAGUGGGACCAACAUACAGUUCAAACAUAGAGGACCAAGACGUUGAAGUUACAACUAUACCCCCACCUAUACCCAAGCCUGGUCAAGCAGGGCUAGACACUAAUGGGAAGGAAUUUGUUUUCUUUGAUUUGGAAACAAGAGGGUUAGAGCACACUUCUCACAUAAUUCAGAUAGCUGCAGUGCAUUCAACUGGUCAAUUUUCAACAUAUGUGAUGCAUGAGAAGAAGAUUUCCUUGCAAGCGUCAGAAAUAACUGGAGUGACAGUUGUUAGCGACUCUAUGCUUGUCAAGAGACAAACAGUAACAGCUGUCCCCAUCAAAUCUGCAUUGACAAGUUUUAUAACAUUCUUACAGAAAUGUUCACCAAUUAUUUUAGUUGGGCAUAAUAUAGAGUCUUUUGAUUGUAAAGUGUUGCUCCGUGCUAUCCAUACUUGUUGAAAAAUGUUUGAGUUUCAGCAAAAUAUUUGUGGCUUUUUAGAUACUUAAAAAUGUUAAAGGAAA